CAGCUUCAGUGCUGUAGAAGAGAGAUCGUCGUUCUGCCAAAUCAGGCCUAGCGUCCUCGUGCCCCCAGAUCUUUUCCGCAAUUACUGAGUGAACUAUGAAGAUAGCCCGUCCGUUUCUUUCUUUCUCUCCCACCCCCAACGAUCCCAUGAAGCCAAGAACAUCGGCUCGGACCUUAUCUCUAUUCAAUUCACCGUUUCCCUUCUAUAGGUCGGUUGGUCGGAUACGGAGACGCCAUGCCUUCUCUUCCUCUUCCCCUGCAUUGUUGCCGUCAAAACAACGCCCUUGGCUUCGAGUCGCUGUCGUGACCCUCGCAGCAGCAGGAAUUGGUGCUUAUAUCAGGUCCCAAGAAGAAUUUAAAUCCACAACGCUGAAUCCCAUAACAUUUACUCCAUAUUACCUAGUUUCAAAGGAGCCGGUGUCGUCGACUGGUAGCGUUUUUACUCUCAAAGCGCCCAAGCCGGCCAGUGAUAACUGUCAGGUCUAUGACGAAGCUUGGAAGACGGGGGUCUGGAGUGUGAUGUUUAAACAGCCGCAGCUACAGAUUGGAAGAGACUAUACACCUCUCCCUCCUACGUCGGUCGAAGAAGAUGAGUCGCUCCGGUUUCUCAUUCGUAGGGACCCUUUCGGCGAAAUGUCACGGUAUUUGCAUGGUUUGGACAUUGGAACUCGCAUAGAGAUGCGUGGUCCACAAAUUGAGUGUGAGAUCCCUUUAGAUACGCAGCAGAUUCUCUUCAUUGCUGGUGGGACUGGUAUCGCUCCUGCCUUACAGGCAGGACAUACACUCCUUGGCCGCACGGACGGAACACAUAAACCAAGGAUACACAUCCUUUGGGCAAAUAGGAGACGAGAUGACUGUGUUGGUGGAACAAAUGAUAAUACCAUGACGUCUAGAUCGCGAGCGUCCUGGUUCUCUGGCUUUUUGAAGUCAUCACCAGCCGACCCAUCUCCGGCUGACCCCGUGGAGAGUACUACUCCUCUCCCUUCUCUCAUUGUCAGAGAGCUCGAGGCUCUCAAGUCUCAGUAUCCGGGACAGGUCACGGUGGACUAUUUUGUUGACGAGGAAAACACAUUCAUUGGGAAGAAAGCUAUAUUAGACGUUGCGGACUCUGCUACCUCGGCUGAGGGAUCUCAGAAUCGAAAGAUGAUCUUAGUCUCGGGACCGGAAGGCUUCAUUAGCUACAUGGCUGGACCGAAGCUCUGGGCGCAAGGUAUGGAGCUUCAAGGACCGCUUCAAGGGAUCAUCAAGGAACUUGACCUGAAGGAUUGGGCUGUGUGGAAACUCUGACAACUACCUUCCCGGACGGUCAAGUGAUUGUAAAAGACAAAGGGAAAGGCUAGAUAUUUCUUCUUUUGCAUUAUAGUUAGUUGUAUUAUAUUUGCAUAGAGGUACGGAGUAUAGAAUGGGUUCAAAUCAAUGGAUUAGAUUAUCUUGUCGAUAACUUUGACUCAUGACCUCCGAUAGCGGAGAGUCUUGGCGCACUAGCCGCUUUUACUGGCGCUUCCCCAGAGUGAGAAAUAAUGCGCUUCUUCUCAUUCGCCAGACUU
Messenger RNA from Aspergillus caelatus, 1546 nucleotides. RefSeq names its product cytochrome b5 reductase family protein. The transcript has a single exon. Gene Ontology annotation, molecular function: oxidoreductase activity. The record is from RefSeq and is a predicted model, not a curated record. NCBI's taxonomy places the organism in Eukaryota, Fungi, Ascomycota, Eurotiomycetes, Eurotiales, Aspergillaceae. The coding region runs from base 96 to 1286 and encodes 396 amino acids.